Molecule: messenger RNA, 5416 nt
Organism: Chrysoperla carnea
Lineage: Eukaryota; Metazoa; Arthropoda; Insecta; Neuroptera; Chrysopidae
Product: probable GPI-anchored adhesin-like protein PGA55
Exons: 4
Coding region: 17-5047 (1676 amino acids)
Molecular function (GO): serine-type endopeptidase inhibitor activity
Source: RefSeq, a predicted model, not a curated record
UUAUCACAUCAUCAAUAUGAUUGAAUAUUGGUUUAUAAGGAUAAUGUUUAUUGCAUUAUCCUGUGUAAUAUUUAUGGCGUCUAGAACUACAGCGAUACCUCUACAUGCGAAUAUUAAUGAAUCUAAAUCAUCAACGGAUCAACAAAUAGCAUCGACAAUAACACCUAAAGAUGCUGCUAGUAGUGUAACGGAUGUGGAUAAUGAGAAUACACGAAAAGUUUUAGGAUCCAGUGUUGUAACCUCUGUGUCCGUGAUUAUGGAAACGAAUAAUGGUUCGCAUAAAUAUUUUGCUGAUGCAGCUGGACGUCCUGUCGCUCGACCCACAACAUCGUCACAAUUAGCAAGCCCAGUUACAUUAAUAAAUCCAGAUCGUUACGAAUUUUAUACCUUCAAUGAUGAUGGUGAUUUGGUAAAACGUGAAAUGACACUCAAAGAAAUUCAAAAAAUUAUUGCAGCUGGUGGUUCUGAAGAUGAUGUGACAAAUUUAAAUUCAUAUCGACCAGAGGAGUAUCAAAUAAAAAAUGCUGAAACUCGUGUUCAUGAUGUUGUUGCAAAUGUUCAAAGUGUAUUGAAAGAGGAAAUCGCAGCACAUAAAAACAAUCAGAUAAAUACAAGUGAAAAAGUUCAUUUACCAGAUUUAUCAGAAUUAUCAGCGUCGUGGUCAAUGUUUGGAACUGGUGAUGAUGCACAAGAUAUUGCAAUUAUUCCAGAUAUUGAAAUGAUGGAUCAAGGAUCAUUCGUUUCAACUAAACCAAAAUUACCCUCCACAACUGAAACCCAAAAUAGUCCCACGACUGAAUCUGUACCACAAACAUCUGAAGAAUUGAAAACAGAAAAUCCACUAAAUAAAAUAUCUAGUCCUGAAGAUAUAAAAACCGAGAAUCCACUUAAUAGAAUUUCUACACCUGAAAUUAAGCUUCAACCUUCGUCAACAAAUCCACCUGAACUUUUUAAAGAAAACGUUCCAUUAAGUACAAUUUCUACAAUUUUAUCUGAGUCUACAACGGUAUCUGAAUUAUUGAAAGAAAAUGACAAUAAAUCUGGGGAGCAAAUUUCAACCACCAAACCUGAAAUUUUCGAAGGAAGUACAACACUAAAAGUAUCAACUGAAAAAAUAGAAGAAAUAACCACAAUCAAUCCAAAUAACUUGUUAUUGGCAGCUGAAAAAUUAAGUACAGAAUUACCAGAAAAUACUAAACUAACCACAAUGGAAGAAACUUCUUCAACGCAAACAAUAACUGAGGAAAUACCAAAAACGUCAAUUGUACUCGAUGAUAAAUUAGAUUCAUUAUUAACGGAAAAAUCUGACAUAGAAUUAAAAUCAGAAAUAACCACUUUACCAUCAAAACUAGUCACAUGGAUUCCCGAUUUAUCUAGCGUAUCAACCACUUCGGAACGUAUCUCAACAACUCCAGAAAUUAUUACAACAACAACAAGUUUCAGUACAGCAUCUCCUACUAAACUACCAAGCACAAAUGAAAUCUUACCAAAUUUAACAACAUCUGAUGAAUUAGAAAUACAAAAUACUAAAUUCGUUCAAAUUUCGUCAUCGAAUGAUAAAACCACAACUUCAGAAGAGGCUAGUACAACUGAAGAAAUUCCUUUAAAAUCAACUAUUCAACAAUUAGAAAUCGAAACAUCCACAGAAGUUAUAGCCAAAGAAUAUACAACUAUUAAAGAAGAAUUAACAACGACUGAAGAGCCAAAUACAACGCCAAUUAAUUUGAUUAACAUUUUAGCAGAUAAAACUAAUCUUAAAUCAACAUUAAUCGAAAGCGUUGAUCAAAUUAUUGCACAAGUAACAGAUAAUGUACCAAACGAUUUUACAACGGAUUCGAAUGAAAUACACAGCGUUGCCGAAAGUAUGCUUAAUGUUAUAAAUACAACGAACUUGGAGAAAAAUAUUACAAUGGACCAAUUCCAAGCCCAAUCUGCAACCAUUGCUUCAUCGUUAACCGAUCAAAUUGCUCUGACUUCAACGGAAAUCUCAAGUACUGAAUCCGAAGACAUUGCAACCACAACAGAAACUAAUCAAUCUGAUGAUAUUGAAAUCGUAUUUGAAGAACAAGAACAACAAACGGCAAAUAUUUUAAAUGAGGCAACUACAAUUCAAGAUAAUGAAAUUAUUUUAUCGAAAGAAAGUGGGGAAAUAAUUUUAGAUAUAUCUGAUGAAACAACGGAAGAAAAUCUUCCUGAAUCAACAACUAAAUUAGAAAUGUCAAUAAUUAGUGAAACAUCAUCCACUUCAUUUAAAUUAGGUGGUGAUUCAGAUGAAAAUUCGGUAACAACUGAAGAAAUGAAUACGGAACAAGAUGAUUUAGCCACUACCACGGAAAUUCCUAAAGUAGAAAGUGAAAAUGUUAAGACAAAAUAUGCAGAAAUUGAUUUGAAAGAUGACGCUAGUAUUACAACAACCGAAUCCAAUGAAAUUAUUCCCGAAGAAUCAAAAACUACUGCAUAUUUUGAAGAACGACCUACCACAACUGAACCUACAGAAGAUGAGAGCACUGAAUCAUUAGACGAACAAAAGUCUACAACUGAAUCAUCAGAUGAACAAUCUUGGAAUGAAAAUACAACCUCAUCCGAGGAAGAUAAAAUAGACACUUCAACUGCAUCUUCUGAAGAAAGUGAUGAAAGUUCUAACAGUUCAUCUUCAGAGGAAAGUAAUGAAAUUUCAACCACUGAAAGUAUUGCUGAAACAACUACUCAGUUAUCUGCUGAAGAAUUAACGACCACCGAACUACCACAGAAAAGUGAAAAUUUUGAAAUUGCAGAAAGUUCAAACAUUCAAUCCGUUACAACUGAAGAAGAUAAUUUAUCAACGACAACCGAAAAUUACGAAUUAACGACAAAUUCAGAUAAUAUUUUAGCGAAAUUACCGAUCAAAAAUACCAGUAGUAUAGCAUUACGUUUAGAAGAAACCACCACAAAAAAUUUCCCAAUUAUUAAAGAAAUUAUUACAACAGAAUUCCCGGAAAAAUUCACAACCAUUCAAUUUGUAGAAACUACACCAAAACCAUUACCAAAACCUGCUAAAGUUGACUUGGAAUUAGAAAAACAAAUGUUAGAAGCUGAGGAAAAGAUUUUUGCGAGUACAACUACAAUCCCUUCUAAUGACGAAGAUAAACAAUUUACCACUGAAAUAAUUCCUAUAACUGAAAAACAAACCGAAAACAUUGAAGCAAAUGAAGAAACGACAGUUAAAAUUUUACCAGAAUCGCAAGAAAUCGCAUUUUCCAAACCAAUUCCAAAUACAGUUUUAGUACCCGAAAAUUUCACUGUGGAACAAACUACCAUCAAUUCUAUUGAAUCUACAACCGUAUUAUUAAAUGAGAGUACAGAGCAAGCGGAUGAACCAUCAAUUGUCACUGAGAAACAAUUAUCAACAACAAUUCAAUUACCUGAAACGAGUACGAAAAAUUCGUGGAAACUAGUACCAAUUAUUUCGCCAGUAACUGAAAAGAAUAAAACGAAAAAACCAAAACCAGAUAUUAAACCAUUAAAAACUGGAAUAUUUGGCUUCCAACGACCAAAUAUAUUCCGUCCUGCAACACCAUCAGCUUCCACAUAUUCUUCAAAUGUCAAUUUAAAUCCAACACCUGCAGAAAAUUUAGGCUUAGAAGCAACUACAGUAUCAUUAAGUGACGAUAUCAAUCAAUUCAGUCAACUUUGUAACGAAUUAGCAUUCAAAAUAUGGAGUACAGUUACCUCAAAAGGUAUCAGCAGCGUACGAAGUGUAUUUAUUUCACCAUUCGCAGUUACAUCCAUGUUAGCUAUGGUAUUCUUGGGAGCACGUGGACCUACAUCCGGUGAAAUGAACGACAUUCUCCGAUUGGAUGAUAUGGUAACAUUUAACCCACAUUUAGUAUUCCGAAACAUAACGGAAUCCAUUGAAUUGAGUAAAUAUUCUGGCGUGUCAAAAAGUGUUAUAAUUCGAGAACUAUUUAGCGAUCGUAACAAAGGAAAAUUAUUAGACUUUUAUAAGGAACGUGCUCGACAAUUUUAUGAUGGUCAUGUAGAAGAAGCCAAUUUUAAAAUUAUUGGUAAUUUGGUAAAACAUCGAACUAAUUUAUUGGUACGUCGACAAACUGGUGAUAAAAUUAUGGAUUAUAUUAAAGGAAAUUUAAUUGUUUUACGAUCACCAUUGGCUGCCUUGAGUGCGAAUAUUUUCCAAACUGAUUGUUCUUUAGGAUCAACUGAAGGUCGAGAUGGUGAAUUACAUUUUAUUGUUUCCCCAACAAUUCGUCAAAGGCGCUUAGUUCCGGUACCAGCUGUUGUAUAUCGAACUGGAUUUUUGGCUGGAUAUGAACCUGAAUUAGAUGCUACCGCUAUCGCAUUAGGAAACGAUCAAGUUGUCAGUAUGAUCUACGUUGUACCAGGUCAACAAGGAAAUGCAGCUCCAGGUGAUGGUCUUUCACGACUAGAAAAAUAUUUGACUGAACAAUCAUUUAAAACGAAUGCAUGGUCAAAACUCUUACGCUCAUUAACACCUCGACCAGGACUAGAAAUUCAAAUACCACGAUUCUCACAUCGUUCUGUGAUCAAUGCUACACAAGCCUUACAAAGAAUGGGCUUACGUGAACUAUUUAAUCCAAGCAAGGCUGAUUUACGUGGCUUGAAUGGCAACAAAAAUGAAUUACAUUUAUCCGACAUGAUUCAAAUCAAUAACUUUACGACUUGCGGUGAAAACUAUGUUUCGGAACGAACACAUCAUAUUGAAGUUUACCCAGCCGUUCCAAUACGAUUAUCUAAAUCCGAAGAUGAAGAUUUACCAGAAGAUUUCCAAGAUGUAUUUAACGAAGAUGGUAUCCGUGAUUCAAAAUACUUAGAAUAUGCAGAUGAACCACGUGAUUAUCAAAGAGCUUUCCAUGAUCCCGUGCAUGAUCCUAGUAUAAUGGAAUUACCGUUAGCUUUACGACCACGACAAGCCAGAAUACCCGAUCAACCACGAUUACGUUUAGAUCGACCAUUCUUAUAUUUUGUUCGACAUAAUCCAACGGGAUUAAUAUUACAUAUGGGACGAUUUAAUCCACGAUUAUUGCCAUGAAAAACGUGCGUGUUUGAAUGCUUGAAAGUAUUAAUUUAAUUUAAAUAAACAAAAAGAAAAUGGCUUUAAAAAUAUUUUCAUAACAAGUUUUUGCGUACUUUUUUUUAUAUAAAGAGUAUUUAUUAAAGUUUUCUUUUCCUGGGGAUUUUUAUUUUUGUGGUAUGUUUUUGUUUUUCUUCUCAUGAUGGGACGGAUAUCCUUGAUGGUUUUUAGAGACAUGAAGAAACAUUUUUGUUUAAAUUCUAUUGCUAUAGCAAAAUUUGUUAUGUCUCUAGGGGUGAGUGUAAUAUAUAAAACACAAAAAAAUUGUAUAAAAAAAAAUCAUUAACACAAGCGUUCAUACAAUAUGUAUAUCAUUAAAAUACUGCA